UAGUCACAACCAGAUUUACCCACAAAGCUUUGAGAAGUGUGGGCGUGUGUGAAGAGAAAUGUGAUUCACUGACACAUUUGUUUAUACAAAAAAGAGAGAGUGUUGCCAUGAAAUACAAUGCAGAGAGAAGCUGUGGUGUAUAAUAACACAAGUCAAACAAACAAAAGGAUCCAUCACCAUUCACUACCCAAUCCACUCUAUAACUGUUAGAUAGAUAGAGAGAGCAGAGAAUAGCAUUGCCAAUUAUAGAGUAUUUUCUUUCUCUCUCAAACAAUCCACAAUAUUGCCAUUCUCUGUCUCUCUCCUGUAAAAACUCUUCUUUUCCUCACCAACAAGAUCCAUCUGUCCAUCUCUGCGUUCAGCUUCUGUACAUCAUUUUUUUGUCACUCUCCUUAUAAUCCAUGGCUACUUGUAGCAGUUUUCAAGAAAUAUUUGAGAAACCAUUGCCAGAGAACCCAACUCUUAUCGAGUCAUUAGCUUCAUCAUGGAAGAAAAUUAAAGCCAAACAACAAGCUGAGCUUUGUUCCUAUACUGAAAUCUUCGGUGAGCUUCAUUUCAAAGAGAAUCUUGAUUCUUCCUCGUAUUCAUCUUCCGAUCAUCUUCCUUCUACACCGAUGGAUGUAUUUGCGCUUCCUGAAAAUGAAAAGGUUAUUGAUCAGACCAAUAACAAGUACAUAUUUGAAAACAUAUUCGAAAACAAGAAGGAAUCAUCUUUGAGUUCAUUGUUCGGCAUGCCAAAAACUCAGUACUCAAGUUCUGCAAAUACCAGUAACAGUGGGUUCUCAUCCAAGAAGCCAGAAAGUUUGAAGCUGUGCACUGAGGGACUUGGAUUUGAAAGUUCAGAUGAAGUCGAGAAUUCCAAAAGCCAGAGUGUUGAUGACUGGCAAGGCCAUGGAAACGAGGUGGUGACUGUUGAAACUGAUUCCUCAUCUGAUAAUCUGAGUGAGAUGGGCACAACAAAAUAUCCAUCAUCCGGUAAUCUUAGCAAGGGACAUAUCAUCAAAAACUCAUCAUCUGAAAAUUUGAGUGAUAUAAGGAGGACGAGGUCACUAGGCAGAAACUUUCCUCCACCGAUUUCUUGCAUAGGUCGGAAUGGAAAACCUUGGGUUUGUUUAAAAUCUUUUAGGUACAGCGGAAGAUUUGUUCUCAAGGAGAUCAAAAUUCACACCAAGGAGGUUUUACAUGCAUGCAGAGAAGAUGGACGCCUAACGUUGCACCUUGUAGUUCCUAAUGACGAGGAAAUACUCGAAGAAGGAGAGGAAGAAGAGCUUGAAGAAGAAGAAAAUGUUGCUGCUUAUGAACAAGAGGGGGACGAAAGAAAAGAGGAGAAAAAGAAUGAUGAAUUUAUCAAAGACGAAGAAAAUCAAUAAUGGGUUUUAAUAUUCCUAUUCAGCUUCACAGAGAUACCAGAAAUAAAGAUAGAAGGAAGUAAUAAAUCUAUGUUAAGUGUUUGUCGAGUUCGGUGGUUGAGUUUUUCUUUUCCUUUCUAGUUGUCAGACAGUCAAACAUAGAACCAAAUAAUAAGAGCUUAAUUGCAAAUUUGCAUAAACAGAAAAGUGAAACCUUAGAAAAACUAGUGUUCGAAGAGCCAUUUUUGCAAUGGCCUGGUAUAAAGUUUAGCUUUGGUUGCUUUUCUGAGCUGCUAGAGAAAACUAUUAUAAUCAACUAAUAAUGGCUUUCUUUCUCAGUAUGUUCUA
This is a messenger RNA of Papaver somniferum (opium poppy), 1697 nucleotides long. RefSeq lists its product as uncharacterized. The record is from RefSeq and is a predicted model, not a curated record. NCBI's taxonomy places the organism in Eukaryota, Viridiplantae, Streptophyta, Magnoliopsida, Ranunculales, Papaveraceae. Bases 402 to 1370 code for a protein of 322 amino acids. The transcript has a single exon.